Sinocyclocheilus grahami is the source of this 961-nucleotide messenger RNA. RefSeq lists its product as uncharacterized. NCBI's taxonomy places the organism in Eukaryota, Metazoa, Chordata, Actinopteri, Cypriniformes, Cyprinidae. The record is from RefSeq and is a predicted model, not a curated record. The annotation marks the transcript as partial. The transcript has a single exon.
GCUUUACCAGAACAUGGGAGUUUCCUAAGAAGUGAGCAGCACCAGGAGCCAUGGCCUGGGGUGUACAGCACAGACGGGCCUCCUGGUUUAGACCCAUUGAAGGGGAGCGCAAGUGAUCUCUCAGAACAGCAGUACAGCGGCGGUCCCACAUCUCAGGAUUACCCAUCAUCCUACAGCAGCCAACACCUGCUGCCUAAACCAUCCUAUCUUCCGUCGCCAGCCUUUGCCUUGCCGUCUGCAUACCUGCCACCUGCACCAGGCUACGCUUAUCCCCAGCAAUGCGGUCUGAGUGCUAGUUACCCUCACAGCACCCCUUCUCUGCUGCCCUCGGGUCUACACACCCCCACACCUCUUCACAGCAGCCACGCUGCUGCCGAACUCUCACGCAACAGGAAGUUUGGCUUCGACCAGUCCAAAACUGCCCGAGUGUCACCAUACUCAAUCAGGGACAAGACCGAACGGCAGAACAGCGACAGUGGUGGGAAUGUCAAUGAAAGUUGUGGGACGGACCUCCAGAGCUACAGGCCCGAUAGACUUUCCACUCAGUCCGAUCUUGAGGCAGAUUCUGUGGGUAAGACCAGUAAUCUUCAGCCUCUGGAGACACGGCCUUAUGGAGGCCCAGGACAGUACACAUAUCCCUGAGUCUACUUAAUGUAGUCCAACGAUCCUUUUUUAUACAUGUUUAUAGCAAUACUUGAACCUAAUAAACAUCAGGGCAAAUAUAAUUAUGGUAUAAAACCAUUUACGGACUAAGAUAGAUGUCUCUCUUAUGCACAAUAGCAUUAAUUCUGACUGCAGCUUUAAUGAGACCUGUAGCGCAGACACCCUUUUGUAUCCCUGAAAUCACUCUUUCUUUUUUUAUUGUCUUCCUUUCCUCUUUUACUCUCUCUCUCUAUAAUUAUGUUGUGCAGUGAAGCACAUUAUGGUGGCAAGUACUAAUCCACUGCUUCAAUCAAUAAAA